Molecule: messenger RNA, 1679 nt
Organism: Pistacia vera
Lineage: Eukaryota; Viridiplantae; Streptophyta; Magnoliopsida; Sapindales; Anacardiaceae
Product: non-specific phospholipase C3-like
Exons: 4
Coding region: 55-1620 (521 amino acids)
Biological process (GO): phospholipid catabolic process
Molecular function (GO): hydrolase activity, acting on ester bonds
Source: RefSeq, a predicted model, not a curated record
CACAAAACAAAAAGACCAUCUCAAUCCAGCGAAAAAAUUACCGACAAAUAAAAAAUGGUGGCUGAAGAAAGCAGCAGCACUUCUUCAUCAUAUCCGAUCAAAACAGUUGUUGUUUUGGUCCAAGAAAACCGCUCAUUUGAUCACAUGCUAGGCUGGUUCAAAUCCCUGAACCCAGAAAUCGAUGGCGUAACCGGAUCAGAAUCAAACCCAAUAUCCGCAUCCGACCCAAAUUCAACCCGUAUUUACUUCAAGGACACAGCCAGCUAUGUUGACCCCGAUCCGGGGCACUCCAUUCAAGCCAUUUACGAGCAAGUUUUCGGGAAACCAUGGAGUACAACGGAUCCUGAUCCGAAUCCAGAAUCGGGGCCAACAAUGGAGGGGUUUGUGCAGAACGCAGAGAGUAUAGAGCAAGGGAUGGGAGAAAUAGUGAUGAAUGGGUUUAAACCAGAAGCCUUGCCGGUAUUCAAAGAGUUGGUGAAGGAGUUUGCGGUUUGUGACAGAUGGUUUGCGUCAAUUCCGAGUUCAACUCAGUCAAACAGAUUGUAUCUUAACUCAGCUACUUCACAUGGAGCUACCAGUAAUGAUACGAAGCAGUUGGUUGAUGGGUACCCUCAGAAAACUGUGUUUGAAUCUUUGGAAGAAAGUGGGUGUAGCUUUGGGAUUUAUUAUCAGUCUGUUCCGGCUACGUUUUUCUACAGGAACCUUAGAAAAUUGAAAUACGUGGAUAACUUCCAUCAAUUUGAUUUAAGCUUCAAGAGACACUGCAAAGAAGGGAAGCUACCAAACUAUGUGUUUAUCGAGCCGAGGUAUUAUGACCUUUUAUCCCUAGCUGCAAAUGAUGACCACCCAAAACAUGAUGUUUCUCAAGGCCAGAAAUUUGUCAAAGAUAUUUAUGAAGCACUCAGAGCAAGUCCCCAGUGGAAUCAAACUUUGUUUCUAAUUAUAUACGAUGAACAUGGUGGGUUUUAUGAUCAUGUUCCAACUCCAGUAAAUGGAGUUCCAACGCCUGAUGGCAUUGUUGGUCCCGAGCCUUAUACCUUUAACUUCGAUCGCCUCGGGGUUAGGGUUCCUGCCAUCUUAAUUUCUCCUUGGAUUGAGCCUGGAACAGUGUUACAUGGACCUUCGGGGCCGUCUCUUACUUCAGAGUUCGAGCAUUCAUCGAUUCCAGCAACCCUCAAAAAGAUUUUCAAUCUUAAAGAUUUUCUCACUAAACGUGAUGCUUGGGCGGGUACUUUUGAGGGCGUUGUGAAUAGAAACAGCCCACGAACAGAUUGUCCAGUUACACUGCCGGAACCACAGAAAAUGCGAGAGACAGACGCGCAAGAAGACGCAGAACUUAGUGAGUUCCAACAAGAAUUAGUACAACUGGCAGCGGUGUUCAAAGGGGAUCUUACAAAAGAUAUUUAUCCUGAUAAAAUUAUGGAGAAGAUGACUGUUGCAGGAGGCUUAAAGUACGUUGAUGAUGCAUUCAAGAACUUCAGUGAUGAGUGCAAGAAAGCGAGGGAAAGUGGAGCAGAUGAAUCUGAGAUUGUUCUUUUACCAAAAUCAAAACCACCAACCAAGACAACCUCUACAACUUUUCUUCAGAAGGUAUUCUCUUGUUUAGUAUGUGAUAAUUGAUUAUGCCUACGAGAUAAGCAUUCAUUCCAUCGACAAUUUGAAGAAUUUUAUCUCCAUGA